Labeo rohita (rohu) is the source of this 6176-nucleotide messenger RNA. RefSeq names its product phosphodiesterase 11a, like (gene pde11al). Gene Ontology annotation, biological process: signal transduction. The transcript is spliced from 20 exons. Bases 325 to 3090 code for a protein of 921 amino acids. The record is from RefSeq and is a predicted model, not a curated record. Lineage: Eukaryota; Metazoa; Chordata; Actinopteri; Cypriniformes; Cyprinidae. Gene Ontology annotation, molecular function: 3',5'-cyclic-nucleotide phosphodiesterase activity; protein binding.
UUUUCAGUCACACUGAACAGACAUCUAUUCGUUUGCUUUCAUGUUUAUUUAGGUCCCUCCCAGAGGAGAUCUGCGUCUUACCUGCCAACUGCUUGAACAAAUUGCUUAUUAUAUUUCAGCGUCAUCGCGCAUCAGUCAUAUUUCAUUAUUUAUUUCACUGUUCAACUCCACGAGCCUCAUAAAAGACAGUGUGAGGAGGAAGGCUGGAGAACUGUGAUGUGUAAAUGGCAGAUGGAUGUGUGAAGUGUGUGCAGCAGUACAGUGAGCUAAGCGUUACUGUAGAAGACUCCACAACACUUUGACUGUGGCUUCUCGGUUGCCGACAUGACAACUUUUGAUUUUUCCGACGUGGAGGCAUUUUUGGAUUGCCAUCCGGAGCUUUUUGAGGAAUAUCUAGCCAGGAAGGGAAAAUGUGACACCCUGAGCAGGUGGCUCAAAGAGCAUCAGCCGUCCAAAACCUCUCCGGUGGAGGAGAAACGUGGGGUAGCGAGGGAUCCAUUCUGGCCCACGAACCCCGACGGACUGAAGCGCAGAUCGUCCCACAUGGAGCUCCGCAGGAACUUCGCCCGGUCCAAAGCGAUGACGGCGCACCGGACCUACGACGAGCACGUCAGUCUCACUGCUCACGAGUCCCAGUCGAGUAUGCGACGGCGAGCGCUCCUGCGGAAAGCCAGUUCGUUACCGCCGACCACCGCGCACAUCUUAAGCGCGCUGCUCGAGUCCAGGGUGAACGUGCCUCAAUAUGCCUCCAGCGCCAUUGACUACAAAUACAGACUCAAAGAGUCCAACGAGAGGGAGUUUUUCCUCGAACUGGUUAAGGACAUUUCUAACGAACUUGACAUGACGAACCUCAGCUACAAGAUUCUUAUCAAUGUCUGCAUCAUGGUAAACGCAGACAGGUGUUCGCUUUUCCUAGUGGAGGGACCGUCUCAUAAGAGGACACUAGUGUCCAAGUUUUUUGAUGUGCAUUCGGGUACGACGGUGCGACCCUCUUCAAGCACUCUGGACUCAAACGAGGUGCAGGUUCCGUGGGGAAAAGGCAUCAUAGGUUAUGUGGCAGAACAUGGAGAAACCGUCAACAUUCCGAACGCGUACGAGGACCAUCGGUUCAGUGAUGAAAUUGACAAGCUGACGGGCUAUAAGACUCAGUCCAUUCUGUGCAUGGCCAUCCGCAACAGUGAUGGUGAAGUCAUCGGUGUCGUCCAGGCCAUCAACAAGAACCCCAGCGGAACUCCCUUCACCGAGGACGAUGAGAAAGUGCUGCAAAUGUAUCUACCAUUCUGUGGAAUAUCGAUCUCCAACGCCAAACUCUUCUCUGAAUCCCGCAAGGAGUAUGAGAGGAGCAGGGCCCUGCUGGAGGUGGUGAAUGAUCUGUUCGAGGAGCAGACGGACCUGGAGAAGAUCGUGAGAAAGAUCAUGCAGCGUGCGCUGACGUUGCUGCAGUGUGAGCGCUGCUCGGUGCUUCUGCUAGAGGACAUCCACUCUCCCGUAGUGAAGUUCUCCCAGACGUUUGAGCUCAUGUCUCCACUGUGCAGUGUUGAUCAUGACAUCAGCAUGGAGAAAGUGUCUUGCUCAGACUGGCUGAUCAAUAACAGCAUUGCUGAGUUGGUAGCAUCAACCGGGCUGCCUGUUAACAUUAGUGACGUCUGUCAGGAUCCCCGCUUUGAUGCUGAGGCGGACCAGGCUUCUGGUUUUCAUAUCAGAUCAGUUUUAUGCGUCCCCAUCUGGAAUCGGACACAUCAAAUCAUUGGCGUUGCCCAGAUUCUAAAUCGCUUGGACAGGAAGACAUUUAAUGAUGCAGAUCAAAGGUUAUUUGAGGCAUUUGUUAUUUUCUGUGGUCUUGGCAUUAACAACACAAUGAUGUAUAACCAGGUGAAAAAGACUUGGGCUAAGCAGUCUGUGGCUCUAGAUAUGCUGUCCUAUCAUGCUACAUGCUCCAAGGCAGAGGUUGAUCGCCUGAAGGCUGCUAAGAUUCCCCUAAGCAGUGAGCUCGGGAUCGAUGAGUUCCACUUUAAUGACUUUUCUCUGGACAACGACGCCAUGAUCACUGCCUCCCUGAGGAUGUUUUUGGAGCUUGGUGUCGUGCAGAAAUUCAAAAUUGAUUAUGAGGUGCUGUGCCGCUGGCUGCUAACCGUGAGGAAGAACUACCGCACCGUAGCCUACCACAACUGGAGGCAUGCCUUCAACGUCUCGCAGUGCAUGUUUGUUAUGAUCACCACUGCUGGCUUCCAGGAGGUGCUGACAGACACUGAGACUCUCGCACUUAUGGUUGGGUGUUUCUGCCAUGACCUGGACCAUCGUGGCACAAACAAUGCCUUUCAAGCAAAGUCUGGGUCAGCACUAGCGCUGCUGUAUGGAACAUCUGCUACACUUGAGCAUCAUCAUUUCAACCACGCCGUUAUGAUCCUGCAGAGUGAGGGCCACAACAUUUUUGCUAAUCUGUCCUCCAAAGAGUACAGCAACAUGAUGCAGCUACUGAAACAGGCCAUUCUGUCCACAGAUCUCACUUUGUACUUCAAAAGAAGAACCAAGUUCUUUGAGUGUGUUUUGUCUGGACAGUUCAGUUGGAGUAAUGAAGAACAUAGAGACAUGUUUAGGUCUAUGCUGAUGACUGCGUGUGACUUGGGUGCAGUGACUCGACCAUGGGAAAUCUCAAAACAGGUCGCUGAAUUGGUGACCAGUGAAUUCUUUGAACAAGGUGACAGGGAGCGUUCAGAGCUGAAGUUGACACCAGCUGCCAUUUUUGAUCGUAAUCGUAAAGAUGAGCUUCCUGUGCUUCAGUUGGAAUGGAUUGAUGGAAUUUGUAAGCCAUUAUACGAGGCUCUUGUGAAGUUGAAUAGGAAGCUUCAGCCAAUGGUAGAUGGAAUUGAUGCCAACCGGAAAAAGUGGGCGGAGCUUUGUCUGUCCUAUCAGCAAACGCGGAGAGCCUCUGAAUGUAUCUCCAGUCUGGAGGCAGGAGAGACAGAAUCCUCUCAGAGUUCAGUCUCCACCCACGAGCCAGAAUCAAGUCAGAGUGAGGCGACCAAUCAGAGCGAAGACUCCACCCACUGUGUGGAGCCAAACCAAGCCACAGUAGCCAAUUACAAAUAAGAGGCGUGGUGUGGGGAUUAAAGGACGGCCUACUGAGUCUGAGAGAUCCAAAAGUAUUUGUCUGCCGAACCUCUUAUACGUAAAAGAUUUACUUGAAGUACCAACUGAGAUUUUAAGUUACACAUUUGCAUAUUCACAAUUAUCUGAUAUAAUAACUUUAUUUAACAAAACUGAGAUCUUUUUUUCAGUGGAUGUUUUAUUUUGUAUUUAUUUUUAAAAAAUUACACUCUUAAAAACAAAAGUGCUUCACGACGCCAUAGAAGAACCUUUUUUGUUUAAAUGGUUCCAUAAAGAACCUUUAAUAUCUGAAGAACUUUGUGGCGAAAGACGGUUCUUCAGAUUAUAACAUGGUAAGAAAGAUAUGGUUCUUUUAAAGAACCUUUGACUGAAUGGUUCUUAGUGAAACCAAAAAUUGUUCUUCUAUGGCAUUGCGGUAAAGAACCUUUUAAAGCUCCUUUAUUUUUAAGAGUGUAUAUACAAAUUAUAUUGCAUUAUUUUGUCAUAUAUGCCAGUUUUAAAAAUAAUAUGACAUUUCAUCUCAUAUGAAUGUUUUAUAUUGCUGCUGCUGAAACCAAGACCUCUUUCAAGAUCUUUAUUAUCAUUAUUACCAUAAUUAUUAUUAGUAGUUUUAACACAAAUGAUAAAAAUAAAGGCAUAAAUAAAUGAUAAUUUUAAAAACGUUUUCAUUUUACACAUCUAAAUUGCAGCCUUUGAUUUGAUAAUGACACUAAGCCCCAUUUGCAGCCCCAUUUAUUUAUUUAAAUUUUAGGUUUGAUUUUAUUUAUUAUUAGCUUUUCAUCAACUUAUGAAGCCCCUGCAAUUCCCUCAUGUACCCCCAGGGUUUUGCAAAACUUACAUGUGAGAAACACUGGACCGAGUAAUGAGAACUGUGACAACCUUGCUAUGUUUAUAUAUAUGGAAAAAAAAACUACCUUUUUUAAUGUGGGCUGCUUUGAGAUUGACAAUAUUUCUAAUUAAAUUAUUUCAGGCAUUUACAGCACAAUUUAAAAGCACUAAAAUCUCUGGUUUUAAAAAGGAAAUGUUUAUUAAAAUCCCAUAUUUUUGAGAUUUUAUCUCAGAAAAAAAUAUAUGUGACAAAACUGUGAAUAUGUGCAGAAAAUUCAGGUGCACAAGAACUGAAUGUGAGAUUUAGCAGUAAAGUGUUUCAAUGCUCAGAUGUUGUUCAGUGAGUCUGUGUUGCUAUAUCGCAAGUUUGCUUUCACAAAGUCUGGCAUUACGUAAAUAUAAAACAGAGUUACUGAUAGGAUUUCUAUGCUUGCGAUGCAGAAACUGAGCAUUGAUUUGAUGAAUGUAUAAAUGAAUAUCACUGUGAUCUUUUGCUGUUGUUUCUUUAGACUUGCAUGGAAGCACUGGAACACUGUUAUAUCUGCUGAUUGUGCUAUAAUUUUAUAUUAAACAUGCAUACGCAUUGUUUAAUGUUUGUGUAUGCAUUCGUAGUCUUAUGUCCCUGUCAAUCAGGCUACAUUACUACAACAUUCACUGCUAAAAAAAUACAGUAAAUGUAUAUUAAUUGCACAUGAUCACAUAUCAGCUGUUUAAAUGGCAAACAGAAGAUAAUCCAGAAUGAAUGUGAAGUCAUCUGUCUUAAAACAGCUAUUAGGCAUACGUACUUGAUAGCUGAUUCCUAAGAUGAACCAAAGUCAAUUGUCACAAUACUAAAAUCCUGAAUUUGUUGCAUGCAAAACUGAAACCUGUUGUUGGCAUGUGAGCUUCAGUGUUUAAUUUUGUUAUGUUACAAUUAUGUGAAAUUUAUUGUAUUUUUUGAAUGCAUUACAAAUGCCAUGAAAUGCAUGCUGCAUAGCUUUGACAACAGCAGCUUUCUCAUUAUGCUCUUUCAGUUCAGUCUGUCUGCCUUAUUUAAAAGAAAUGUAAUUAUUUUUGCAUUUAUUAUGAAUUGACAUUUCAAAAAGAAAAGAAAAGGAAGCCAUUUAUAUUCAUACACUAAAAAAGAAGGCCUGAAACUGCUUUAUAUUUUAUUAGCUAACAUAAAAUGUUCAUAUAUCUAUGGAAGCUUGUUUCCGACCCACAGGAUUAAAAAAAAUAAAAAAAAUAAAAGAUAAUUGCAACUUUUUCUUUCACAAUUAGGCCCUUUUUAAUCACAAUUCUGUGAUUGUUUAUAUAUUAAAAAUCACAAAAAUCAAAAUUGCAAGAUAUAAAAUCAGAAUUGCGAAUAUAUAUUCUGAGAAAAAAACUUUUGAGAUCUAAAAGAAUUUUGAGAUAUUGUAAUUGUAAGAUAAAAAACUAGCAGUUAACUUUUUUUAAAAUUCUGUGGUAAAAAAAUAAAGAAUUGUGAGAUGUAAACUUAGACUUGCGAGAAAAAAAGUCAGAAUUCUGCAUUAAUACACUACACUGUAAAAAACAAUUUGUUGAGUCAACUUAAAAUCAUUUGUAACCUGGCUGCCUUAAAAUUUUAAGUUCAUUCAACUCAAAAAAAGUUAAAAUUGAAAUGUUAAAUUAUACUAAGUGACAGCUUAGAUAUUUGAGUUGAAUCAACUUAAAUUUUAAGGCAGCUGGGUUACUUACCCAUCUGUUAAGUUUAGCAAACACAAAUAUCUAAGUUGUUACUUAGUACAACUUAACAUUUCAAGUUGAAUAAACUUAUUUUAGCUGACUGAACUUAAAAUUUUAAGGCAGCAGGGUAACAAAUUAUUUUAAGCUGACUCAACAAAUUGUGUUUUUUAUUUUUUACAGUGUAUUUCGCAAUUCAAAAAUUAUAUCUUGUAAUUCUGCUUUUUUGUUUGCACCAGUGGAAUACAAAAUAAAAUUAACAGUGACUUUUUUUUCUUAGAAUUGCGAAAUAAAGUCACAAUUACCUUUUCUUAUUUAUUGUUUUAUUUCGUCACGACAAAACAGGCCUCCACAUAUAUCAUAUUUGGUGCCUCAAUGUAUCUCUCUUAGAGAGAUUCUCAUCCUGUAUUUAAUGGAUCAUAUAUCCGUCAAAUGCCACAUGAAUGACUAUGACAUACUGUGCAGUUUGUAAGGGGUACACAGGGUCUUUUCUUGCCAGACUGAUUGCUGGUCAUUUUCCUCAGGCUGUUUUGUAAAUAAAGAACACUGUGAUGCAA